Molecule: messenger RNA, 5218 nt
Organism: Lytechinus variegatus (green sea urchin)
Lineage: Eukaryota; Metazoa; Echinodermata; Echinoidea; Temnopleuroida; Toxopneustidae
Gene: vps45
Product: vacuolar protein sorting-associated protein 45-like
Exons: 15
Coding region: 96-1763 (555 amino acids)
Biological process (GO): vesicle-mediated transport; intracellular protein transport
Cellular component (GO): Golgi membrane
Source: RefSeq, a predicted model, not a curated record
UACUGCAAGGUCCAACGUAUGUUGACUUUGUUGUUUUUUGACGUUGAUCUCAUAUCUUUUUCCCCCUUUAUAGAGUCAAAUACAGAUGUUUGACGAUGAAUGUCGUAUUGGCUGUGAAGCAGUAUGUUGCGAAAAUGAUAGAGGAAAGUGGUCCUGGCAUGAAGGUACUCCUUAUGGACAAAGAAACGAUCAGCUUUGUAACCAUGGUGUAUGCUCAGUCUGAAAUCCUACAGAAGGAAGUCUAUCUGUUUGAAAGAUUAGACUCUGCGAACAGGGAGAUCAUGAAACAUCUACGCUGUAUAUGCUUCAUUCGACCAAAGAGGGAGAACAUUGAAAUGCUGUGCAAUGAGUUGAGAAAUCCAAAGUAUGCUGUGUACUUCAUCUACUUCAGUAAUGUUGUCAGCAAAAGUGAUGUUAAAUUGCUUGCAGAAGCAGAUGAACAAGAAGUGGUUCGGGAAGUACAGGAGUUCUAUGGAGACUACAUUGCCAUCUGUCCCCAUGUGUUUUCAUUUAAUACAACUGGUACAGCAAGGGGUAUGAGAUGGGAUCCUCCAGUCUUGAACCGUGUUUGUGCUGGACUCACAUCUGUGCUCCUGUCACUCAAGAAAUGUCCCAUGAUCAGGUAUCAGAACUCAUCGGAGAUGGCCAAGAAACUUGCAGAAACUGUCAGGCAAGUGAUAUCCAAAGAUGCAGGUUUAUUUGAUUUCAAGAGAACAGAUGUUGCACCAGUCUUGCUAAUCUUAGAUAGAAGAGGAGAUGCAGUCACACCGCUCCUCAACCAAUGGACAUAUGAGGCCAUGGUUCAUGAGCUGCUCGGGAUAAGGAACAAACGUAUUGAUCUAUCAGAUGUUCCAGGUAUCUCCAAAGACUUGCAGGAGGUUGUACUUUCAGCUGAACAAGAUGAAUUCUAUUCUAAUAAUCUAUAUAACAACUAUGGAGAGAUCUGCACCAAGAUCAAAGAACUCAUGGAGGAAUUUCAGAAGAAAUCUCAGAGUCAGAAGAAAAUUGAAUCAAUAGCUGACAUGAAGGCAUUUGUUGAGAAUUACCCUCAGUUCAAGAAGAUGUCUGGUACAGUAGCCAAACAUGUAACGGUUGUCCAGGAACUUUCUAGACAGGUCAGGGCAUACAAUCUCUUGGAGGUGUCUGAGGUAGAGCAGGAGUUAGCUUGUCAAUCAGAUCACAAUGAGGCUCUCAAGAGAAUCCGGACAUUACUUGGAAGUGAUAAGGUCCGAGAUCUGGACGCCUGCCGGUUAGUCGCCCUCUACGGUCUAAGAUAUGAGCGUCACACAAACAAUAACUUUGUUGGUCUGAUGGAGAUGUUGAGACGGAGAGGAGUCAGUGAUAAACAUAGAAUGCUUGUAAAGUCUAUCAUCCAGUAUGGAGGAGAGAAAUCAAGAGGAACCGAUCUUUUUGGUCAAGAUAAUCCUAUGGCAAGGACUAGGAGAUUCUUUAAAGGAUUAAAGGAUGUUGAGAAUAUCUACACACAGCAUCGACCACUUAUUUAUGAAACACUUGACCAGCUCUUCAAGGGAAAGCUGAAGGAAGGAGCCUAUCCAUAUCUAGGCAGCAGUCAACUCAGAGAUAGACCUCAAGAUGUUGUUGUAUUCAUGAUUGGUGGUAUCACAUAUGAAGAAUGCUUUGCUAUCUACAACUUAAACCGUGCUACACCAGGGAUUAGAGUUAUUGUAGGAGGUACCACAGUACACAACUUUAAAAGCUUCUUAGAGGAAGUCUCAUUGACAGGCUUAGAGUCACCUUACUGAAAAGGAUACACAAAAACUUGGACUUUAUACAUGCUUCGAAGCCUAGCUGUAGGCUUUCACAUUCUCUGGAAUCUAUUUAUGAACUACAUGUAUGUAGGCAACCAUAGGCAUUUUUAAACUUCCUUUGUAAAUUCAGGACUUAAUGUGAGAAAGGCAAUUUUGUAAUUGUUGACCGGAAUGUGAAAAGAUAGGAAGUGAAUGCACAAGUAGUCACAUUAUAUGGAAAGCGUGUCAGCCAUAGAUUGUGAUGAAAAUAGUCUAUGUUAAUUCAAUGCAUCUUCAAAGGAAAGAUUGCUCCUUGAAAGAUUGAAAUCUCAAGGUGUUUUAAUAAGAAAUUGUUGACCUUAAACUAGCAGUUGAAUUCAUAACAUCAUAACUUUGUGGAGAAAACAUUCACAUACACAUUCAAUUUAAGUUAGCACUGAAUUCAAAUCAUGACAUUCACUUCUUGGGGAUCUACUAAAACCUAGAUAAGCUUGAAAUAUUUUGGUCCCACCCAUAGUUAGGAUAGACCAUGCAACAAUCAAUAUAUUUGCUAUCAAAUGAUUUUCCUUGACUAAGUAGGUUGUUUGACUGACACCUCCAGAUCUUCACAGCUUUGCUAGCUGACCUAGGUGUUAAAGUAAUAAUUCUACCAGCUUAUUUUAGAAUUUGAUUUGCUGCUACUGCAAGACCCUAUGUAUUGUGUUAGACUCUGUGUAUAUGUGUAAACCAGGAAUUAAUUGGGUUCACAUGUUACUUUUUAUCAUUGAAAGUUGUACAUCUGACACCUGUUUACCUGUAAUUUAAAGGGAUGCAUGAAUACCAGUUUGACUUGCUCUUGUGCAAUACUGAAAAGGGAUAGUACUAAUGAUAACUUUUAUUGUAUUAUGUGUUUAUUCUGUUUGGCAUUGAUGUAAAACUUUAUUUUUAUCGGAUGGAGUCAUCAGGUUAAUUCUAAGUCCACUUUUUCUGAUGCUUGUUUUGACACAUUCCUUUCAGUCGUAUAGUAAAUUCAUUUACAACCUGACUUUAUCCAUCUGAUAAAAAUCCAGGCACUCUUCCAUUGUAUUUUAGUAAAUUUCAGUUCGACAUUUCCCAUUUUGUUUUGCUAUAAUUUCAGUCAUAAUACACUGCUACUCACAUGUAGACUGCUUGGUUAGAUGAUCUGAUAAUAGACGGAAUGCUAAUUUGACAACAUUUCUACAGCUCAGUUUAGAAAAUGACAAGUAGACUGUAUUAUUAGCUUGUGGUUUUUUUUUAACCCCUAAUAUUUACAUGAAGAAUACACUGGGAUGUGUUGUGUCCACUUCUUUUGCACUACUUCUGGAAGUGGGAUGAAUGACAGUCCCUUUCUCUUUAUGAAUUGAAGCCCCCCCCCCUCGUUUUCUUAUUCUUGGAUUCUUCACUAUUUUCCUUUUAUUUUUUCCUUUAAUUGAAAAUGUCAUUUAUUUUGAAUGGAUAUAUUUUGCUUUUCUAAAACAAUUCUGAAACCCUGGAUCUGCCCCUGCACCCAUUUCCUUAACAUUCCACCAAGCUAUAAAGCUCCUUUUCAUGUAGUACAAAUGAAUGCGUUGGAUAUCUUGGAAAAAAUGGAUAAACAGAGAAUGAGGAUGACCGACUGGAAAUAAGACUUUAUAGACAGAUAUGUGAUUAGAAAUACAUUAAUCAUUAAGCAAGUGAAGAUUUUUGUUCAUUCUGUGGUGUUGAAACACCAAAUGAAAUGGAUUAUUCUAAAAAUCUCAGAUCUGGCAAUAGAGGAGGCAUAAUUUUUACUCUGCAUUUUAAAGAAACAACUAGUUAUUUAUCAAAAUAGGAUUUUUUAAAUCUUAUUGUUCGGUCACAAAUACUUCCCUCUAGUUUCAUAUCUGUUGUGGAUAUUCAUAUGCAAUGUUAGUUAUAUUGUUUUUAUAGGUAUAUUGUCUAUAAAAAUAAAUCCUCAUGCAAGCUUGAUAGCCUUGUUCUAUGAGUUUGACAAAUAUAUAUCAUCAUCCAUGUUUUUCAUAUGACAUACAAUUGUUUUUGAGAUAGCAUUUCAAUCAUCAUUUGAAAAAUACGUGUAGGUGAUUUUGCUAUUUUAUUUUAGAAUACCAAUAAAAGUCAAAUUAAUCAAUCCUUUGUAUUGCAACAAAACUAAUUUGAAAUUAAUUGGAAAUUGCAAUUGAAAGAUCAAUUUUAAUAAUUGGAAGUUUGUCAAUGCUUUUUGUUGCAAGAAACAGUCAUCAUAUUAAUUGCAAAUGUUUAUUUAACUUCAAGACUUAUGCCUGAUUUUGGCACAGGAUGUUUUGUUACUGUAGUGCGUCAUUUGGCUACCAAUAUUAUGGCUUACAUGGGAUUUUAAUUUUCUCUUUCGGAGUGGAAUAGCACAUGGACCAAAUGAGUUAUAAUCAUGGGAAACAAAUAAGAAUUUUGAUUUGCAGUUACUAUUCCACAUUCGUCAAAAUCAGUAUGAGAUAGUACUUGAUGUCAGUCAUGAUGGGUGAAUUUUCAUUAUUUAUAUAUGUAUAUAUAUCUGUAUAUAUAUACAGAGAGAGAUAGAGAUGUACAUAUAUUUCUUCUUUUAAAUAAGGCAAAAUUUACUUCCCAAAGAAUAAAAUGAUUACAAAUUACACAUGGUUAAUAAUCUAUUUUUUCAUUAAAAAAUACAACUCACUUCUGCUCUUAUUUUAAAUCUGUUUGAAUAUGCACAGUCAAUAAUACUCUGUCUAUAUGUAUUACUGAAGAUUUGACAAUGACAAGGCCUGGAUAAUGAAUGUGGAUUUUUCUUAUUCUUUUUUUUUAACUAAACCUUGCAAAGUAGCAUAACAAGAAAUAAAUUGGUAAUUUUGCUUUAAACAAUUUUCACUCAAUUGUGUCUGUAAAGCUUAAAGUUAUGUGCAUUGAGGGACUAGAUAUUUUGCUUUCUGAGGUAGUUUGAAAUUAGAGGGGGGAGGGGCAAAUGAAAUUUUCUUAGAUUUAGCUAUAUUGAUAUGUAUGUGUAAUAGGUGAUUAUUUAAAAAUUGAGGGGCCUGUCUGGAUCUGCCUUUGAGAUGGUGCUCGAAGCGAUUAUCCCCCAGCACCAUUUGCUUUGAAAUAUGAAUGUUAUUUCUGAUUGUUUAUUGUCUUAAUAAUUUAAUUCAAUACUGAUAAGACUGAUGGUGAUGAUGAUGAUGAAGAUGAUGAUUAUUUGUUAACAGUGUUAUUAGAUAAAGUGCACAGAAGAUUUCUGACCCCCACUCAUGAAAAACACUGCUUCUGUCCACAAUGAAAAGUGUUUCAAAACUAACUCCUUGCAAAGAGGAAUUGCUCUUGCAUUCAUUCUCAUCUUUAAUCUUGUUAUAUUUGCAUAAUUUACAUUAAACAUUCCUAUUUUCAUAUUGUAAUACAAUUUAUGACUGUAAAUAGUUAAUAAGAUCGCAUUGAUUGAGCUAAUAAGUCAGAUCAAUGGAUGCGAUCUUAUUUACUGGGUUUAAAGUCAUAAAUUGUAUUUACAAUAU